Teleopsis dalmanni is the source of this 1158-nucleotide messenger RNA. Its product is annotated as odorant receptor 45a-like. Gene Ontology annotation, biological process: detection of chemical stimulus involved in sensory perception of smell; sensory perception of smell. Gene Ontology annotation, cellular component: plasma membrane. The coding region runs from base 1 to 1158 and encodes 385 amino acids. Gene Ontology annotation, molecular function: odorant binding; olfactory receptor activity. The record is from RefSeq and is a predicted model, not a curated record. Lineage: Eukaryota; Metazoa; Arthropoda; Insecta; Diptera; Diopsidae. The transcript has 5 exons.
AUGUUAUUGAAGGACACAAACAUAAAGAGAUACUUCUUCAUACAACAGAAUGCAUUCAGAAGGCUUGGAUUUGAUUUGAAUUCUGUGGAACAUACAUUACGACGACCAUGGAUGGCUUGGAUGCCGUGUUUUGCCAUCCUUACAAUUAUAGCAUGUAUGGGGAGAUUUGUAUUGGAACAUCUAACAGAUGUCGAUAUGGUUGCGGAGGCAUUGUCACCCUUAUUGCAAAGUACUUUGAGCGUUUGGAAAUUAUUUUUGUUUGUAUAUAAUCGUCGUGAAAUAGUAUUAUUGAUAAAAGUUAUACAUCGCAAGGGUUCGAAAGCUACUUCCGAUGAGUUGGUAAUCAUAAAGCGACAGAAUCACAGUGACAUGUUAUUAAGUACUUUCUAUUCUACUGGAGUUCUACUGACAUCUUGUUUAGCUAUUAUAACUCCGAUACUAAUGGGUGCCAUAAUGUAUUUUCAACAUGAAAUUGUAAUAUUUAAGACACCUUUUCAGGGCAAUUAUCCUAUAGAUAUAACAAAAUUUAUGAAUUAUGCGGUUCUUGUUUUGUGGAGCGCAUAUGGAAUAAGUUUCAAUGCCUUUAUAUCAAUCGGAGUUGAUUGUCUCUACUCAUGGCUGGCUCACAAUAUAAUAGCACACUUUUGUAUUCUGAAGAGAAAGCUAUCUAAAUUAGGCAUUGCACGAUCAACGACUUUUACAUCUUCAAUUAAAGAAUGUAUACAAUAUCACAAUGAUACUAUCGAAAUGGUCAAAAAGUUAAAUCAACUGUAUCAGCCCAUAAUAUUUGUUAUUUUGGUUAUAAAUUGUGUGCAAUUAUGCUUUUUGGCUUAUCAAGUGGGCCGAGGAGUUUCAAUGGCAAAUAUACCAUUUCUGGUAAUAUUCUUAGCAGCAGUGGCUAUACAAUUGAUAAUAUAUUGCUCAGGAGGACAACAGAUACAAGAUGUGAGCACAUCCGUGGCCAUUGAGGUAUACAAUACUCCAGAUUGGACCAUGGUGCCUGUGGAUAUGAAACCUCUUAUGUUGCUUACUAUAAUGAGGGCACAGAAGCCAUGCCUUAUAUCCGCAUUUUUCUUCAGAGUUAACUUAGGCCUUUUUUUAUCGGUCCUAAAGACUGCUGCUUCAUUUGUAACUUUACUAAAAAGUUUGGGUGAAUGA